Molecule: messenger RNA, 6512 nt
Organism: Scleropages formosus (Asian bonytongue)
Lineage: Eukaryota; Metazoa; Chordata; Actinopteri; Osteoglossiformes; Osteoglossidae
Gene: upf1
Product: UPF1 RNA helicase and ATPase
Exons: 24
Coding region: 204-3509 (1101 amino acids)
Biological process (GO): nuclear-transcribed mRNA catabolic process, nonsense-mediated decay
Cellular component (GO): cytoplasm
Molecular function (GO): DNA binding; zinc ion binding; RNA helicase activity
Source: RefSeq, a predicted model, not a curated record
UGUCGUCACUGUUUGGUGUGGGAGUUGAAGCUGUCGAGCGUUUUCCCCAGUUUAAUUUCUGCUUCGUUUCGAAUACAAUUUGGGUCCAAAUCUGCAAAGAAACAAGGACAACUAGCAUUUGCAGCGGGAAAUCAGAGUUUUGGAGAUCUAAGACGCUUUUUAAAUCCAAUUAGGUAGUCUUUCGAUCGGCGAUACCUGAAGAAAUGAGCGUGGAGGCGUACGGGCCGAGCUCACAGACUCUAACCUUCCUGGACACCGAGGAAGCGGAGUUACUGGGAGCCGAUACCCAGGGAUCGGAGUUUGAGUUCACCGAUUUCACGUUGCCGAGCCAGACGCAGACACAAGGCCAGACACAGAGUCAACUGGACAACCAGGUGAACGGUCCUGACGGCAUUCUGCAGAAUGGAGGCGUUGAUGAUGCUGUGGCGAAGACGAGCCAGCUUCUGGCCGAACUCAACUUUGAGGAGGAUGAAGAAGACACGUAUUACACCAAAGACCUCCCUGUCCAUGCUUGCAGCUACUGUGGUAUCCAUGAUCCCGCAUGCGUGGUCUACUGUAACACCAGCAAAAAGUGGUUCUGCAAUGGACGUGGCAACACCUCUGGGAGCCACAUUGUGAACCACUUGGUCCGUGCUAAAUGCAAGGAAGUGACUCUCCACAAAGACGGCCCCCUGGGGGAGACGGUGCUGGAGUGCUACAAUUGUGGCUGUCGUAAUGUCUUCCUUCUGGGUUUCAUCCCAGCCAAGGCUGACUCUGUAGUUGUGCUCCUCUGCAGGCAGCCUUGUGCCAGUCAGAGCAGCCUGAAGGACAUCAACUGGGACAGCUCCCAGUGGCAGCCCCUGAUUCAGGACCGCUGCUUCCUGUCGUGGCUGGUAAAGAUCCCGUCUGAGCAGGAGCAGCUCAGGGCCCGACAGAUCACUGCCCAGCAGAUCAACAAGCUGGAGGAACUCUGGAAGGAAAAUCCCACUGCAACCUUAGAGGACCUGGAGAAGCCUGGGGUAGAUGAGGAACCCCAGCAUGUACUGCUGCGCUAUGAGGAUGCCUACCAGUACCAAAACAUUUUUGGACCUCUUGUCAAGCUGGAGGCUGACUAUGACAAAAAGCUAAAAGAGUCCCAGACCCAGGAUAACAUUACGGUCAGGUGGGACCUUGGGCUGAAUAAAAAGCGGAUUGCUUAUUUCACACUACCCAAGACGGAUUCAGGUGAUAUGCGUCUGAUGCAGGGAGAUGAAAUCUGUCUACGGUACAAAGGAGAUCUUGCCCCUCUUUGGAAGGGGAUUGGGCACGUCAUCAAAGUCCCAGACAACUACGGUGAUGAGAUAGCCAUCGAAUUGAGAAGUAGUGUUGGAGCUCCUGUGGAAGUGCCGCAUAAUUUCCAAGUUGAUUUUGUGUGGAAGUCAACAUCUUUUGACAGAAUGCAAAGUGCUUUGAAGACCUUUGCUGUGGAUGAAACAUCUGUGUCAGGGUAUAUCUAUCACAAGCUCCUGGGCCAUGAAGUAGAGGAUGUCAUCAUUAAGUGUCAGCUUCCCAAGCGUUUCACUGCCCAGGGACUGCCUGACCUUAACCAUUCCCAGGUGUAUGCUGUGAAGACUGUGCUCCAACGACCCCUCAGCCUUAUCCAAGGCCCCCCUGGUACUGGGAAAACUGUAACUUCUGCCACCAUUGUCUACCACCUUGCAAGACAGGGCAAUGGGCCUGUACUGGUGUGUGCUCCAAGUAAUAUUGCUGUGGACCAGCUGACUGAGAAAAUCCACCAAACUGGUCUGAAAGUGGUGAGGCUCUGUGCCAAGAGCCGAGAAGCUAUUGAUUCCCCUGUGUCAUUCCUAGCCCUGCACAAUCAGAUCCGCAAUAUGGACAGCAUGCCAGAGCUUCAGAAAUUGCAGCAGCUCAAAGAUGAGACAGGAGAGCUUUCGUCUGCAGAUGAGAAGCGCUACCGUGCAUUGAAGCGCACUGCUGAGCGAGAGCUCCUUAUGAAUGCUGAUGUGAUCUGCUGUACCUGUGUGGGAGCUGGAGAUCCCCGUCUGGCGAAGAUGCAAUUCCGGUCCAUCUUGAUUGACGAAAGCACUCAAGCUACAGAGCCUGAGUGCAUGGUGCCUGUUGUGCUGGGAGCUAAGCAGCUCAUCCUUGUGGGAGACCACUGCCAGCUGGGUCCAGUAGUGAUGUGUAAGAAGGCAGCAAAAGCUGGCCUUUCUCAGUCCCUAUUUGAACGACUAGUUGUUCUGGGAAUACGUCCCAUUCGCCUGCAAGUGCAGUACCGCAUGCACCCAGCCCUCAGCGCCUUCCCCUCCAACAUCUUCUAUGAAGGUUCCCUGCAAAAUGGUGUCACUGCUGCUGAUCGCAUCAAGAAAGGCUUUGACUUCCAGUGGCCACAGCCAGACAAGCCUAUGUUCUUCUAUGUUACCCAAGGACAGGAAGAAAUUGCAAGCUCAGGGACUUCAUAUCUGAAUAGAACUGAAGCUGCCAAUGUGGAGAAGAUUACCACAAAACUGCUGAAAGCUGGAGCAAAGCCAGAUCAGAUAGGCAUCAUCACCCCCUAUGAGGGUCAACGAUCCUAUCUGGUGCAGUACAUGCAGUUCAGUGGCUCCCUUCACACCAAGCUUUAUCAGGAAGUGGAAAUUGCUAGUGUUGAUGCCUUCCAAGGCAGAGAAAAGGACUUUAUUAUUCUGUCAUGUGUCAGAGCCAAUGAACACCAGGGAAUCGGUUUCCUGAAUGACCCACGGCGUCUCAAUGUGGCUCUUACAAGGGCAAGGUAUGGAGUGAUCAUUGUGGGGAAUCCAAAAGCCCUUUCCAAGCAGCCGCUGUGGAACCACCUGCUCAAUUACUACAAAGAACAGAAGGUGCUGGUGGAGGGGCCGCUGAACAACCUGCGGGAAAGUCUCAUGCAGUUCAGCAAGCCCCGGAAACUGGUCAACACCAUCAACCCUGGAGCCCGUUUCAUGAGUACUGCCAUGUAUGAUGCUCGUGAGGCCCUUAUUCCUGGUUCUGUGUAUGACCGCAGCAGUACAGGGCGUCCGUCAAACAUGUACUUUCAGACACAUGAUCAGAUUGGCAUGAUUGGUGCAGGCCCUAGCCAUGUGGCUGCCAUGAACAUACCUAUUCCCUUUAACCUGGUCAUGCCUCCAAUGCCCCCUCCAGGGUACAUGGGCCAAGGCAAUGGUCCGGCAACAGGCCGUGGAGCUCUGAAAGGGAAGGCAGGGCGUGGUGGGCGCCAGCGAAAUCGUGGAAUUGGCAACCAUGGUAGUGGGCAAGCAAACUUGCCCAACAGCCAGGCUAGCCAGGAUGUAGUGUCCCAACCCUUCUCUCAGGGGCCCCUCACUCAAGGAUAUGUCUCCAUGAGCCAGCCGUCCCAGAUGAGCCAGCCAGGCCUGUCUCAGCCUGAACUGUCACAGGACAGUUAUCUUGGAGAUGAGUUCAAGUCCCAGAUUGAUGUGGCUUUGUCCCAGGACUCUACUUACCAGGGUGAACGUGCAUACCAACAUGGUGGGGUGACUGGACUGUCACAGUACUAGAAUGUUGUGGGAAAAGGAGCUAGGCUUGAGCUGAGCUUAGUUCAUCAGCAUUUUAAUCUGGGUAAUAAUAAAAAAACAAAAAACGGAUACCUGUUUUCCACUGCUACAACUGAAGCACCACUGUGUGAAAGCAACAGGAGAGGGAAACCAACCAAACACAAGAGGGAAAGAAAGAGGGACAGACGUCAGGAAGAGCAGGAGAGAGUGAGAGACCACUGCUAGCACACUGAGACAGACGUGAAAAGGAGAAAUGCAGCAUGUGGUAGCGCUGUCGGGGCAGACAAGGACCUUGGUCUGGCAUCGAAUCAAAAACGAGGCAGCUCCCAAAGAAAGAAGCCCAUCCCCUCCACAAAUCCUUCCACCAUUUCCUGCUCAAGGAAUGACCAGUUGGCUUGAGGACCUUGCUCUUCAAGCAGAGAGGGAGAAAAGACAAGUUCUCAAGCAACUUGCAAGUGCAUUCCGUUUUCUCCAGAAACGGAGAUGGAGUGGUGAACCGCUUCAAGCAGGCAGUAUGGAAAAUCUUUACCUCAAAGUUGGUCUGUUGUCAAAUUUUCCAUUUUAACCCAUUUGAUUUAAAUUUUUGUGGCAUAAGAGUAAUAAUGAAGCACCUACUCUUAAGCCCAAACUUCAUCAGAUGAGAGCUGUGGCUGUGGAGUACAAUGUAAUCUUGAUUCCACUUUGAGUUGCAAAGUUUCUGUGUUAAGUCUAAACUGAAGAAAUCUGGAAUUAAAAUGCCUUUGACUAGGUUAGAUGUUCACUGGUGUAUCCAUCAGGUCUUACUUGAAGUGGUGUGAAUAAAGGUCAUUGGUGGAUUGGUACUGGAUUUUUAAAAGUAAAAAAGUUGAGACCUGAACUGUGGAUCUGAAAGAUCUGUAACAGUAAUUUUUUUUUUUUUUAAAAUAAACUUUAUUGUAGAACACAAAAGAAAAUACAUUAUGAAAAGAUGAGCAUUGAAGAAUACCAACUUGGUGUAAUUUGUAAUUGCAGCCAUAUGUGUAUUUCUUUAAUGAAAUAGCAGGAGUGGUGAAGUUCUUUUGUGUUACAGAAGGAUUUUCAAUGUUUUAAGUGCUAUGUAUGCUUAGACUGGCUACUGUUUUGGGGGAAAGGGGUUUUUACUUGGAGGAAAAUUAAUCUGCCUUUGGCUGUGGAAAAACCAACUCCUCCGACAGUAGGUCGCUGUUUGAGUAACAGUAGACGGGUUGAUAACGCAUAUUGCUGGGAGCUAUUAAUCUGAAAACAAAGUGGCUGAAAGAAAAUUCCAGUGAAGCUUUCUUAUGAAUAAAUUAGAGACUCUAAAUCUAUGAAUAUCUUACUGUGCAAGGCUAGCAACCGUGCACCUUUUAUUUAUGAAAAAUGAGAGCUUGUAAAGUGCAUAAUUUGAGUUUAGCAUUUCACGCACGUCACAUUUUUUAAAUGUCCCCUGCCACUUUUAGAAUUGCCCAUACCUCCUGAUUUCAUACUGGAUUUAAAACCUCAAGACCACUGAACAGAAGGUCUGUCAGAAUCUGUCUACAGCAGUAAGACUAGUGCAUUUUGAAGGUGUGAAGUGGGGAAAAUGCCAUUAACAUCUUUCUGAAUGUAGGUGAAACUGAGUGCCAGCAGCAGUGAAGUUCCAGCUGUACUUUCAGCUAUUUCAUCUUGUUACACAAUGAUGAACAGCACAGGAUUCAAGAGGAAGUUUCCAGUUUAGUUUUCUCAAGCUUUCUUUACUGUCGGAUGAAGGCCGCCUUCUUUCUAGCAGAAGAGAUGCCUGGAGCAAUGACUGGCCGAAGGGCUUUCCUUUAGUAACUUUUAGUUUUGUGUUGGGGUUUUAUUUUGGCUUUUCUGCAGUUUCUAGGCAAAGGUUUUCCUGAUGUAGAUGUCUGUAGAUUUAUGUGGCUUCCCACCUUCCCAUUUGUGACGUGUGAUGUAUUGUAACAGCCCUACAAUGCUCUUCUGAUUGGAACAACUUGCUUCUUGUUUGUGCCAUUUUAUUUUGUCCUCACUAGUAGCAAGCAAUUUUUAUAUCACAAUUCGCUUUGCUAGGCAGAUGACAACAGGGCAGUCUUUCUUUUUGGCAAUUUCAUUGCUAUCUUUAAUAAACUCAGUUUUGGCAGAACAGAAUAACUAUCCAUUUUCCCUCCACUCUUUACAUGUUGAGGUUCUGUGUUUUCUUUUAAAAAAAAAAAAAAAAAAAAAAAUUAGCACUAUGAGAAUGUAGACAUCAGCCUUUUUUUUUUACAUACUCAUGAAACAAGAGCCCCCACACCCCAAGAAUCAUCACUGUCAAAACUGAUUCACUCACUGGCUCUUUAUAAUGAAAGUUAAAUCAUGCCAGUGUUACAUCAUUUAAAACUGACGCAGGUAUGGCCAUGAGAUUUCCAUCGUAAAGACAAUUUCCCAAUUACACAUCACGAUUUUGUUUAAAUACCAUGCAGCUGUCUUUUUUUUUUUUUUUCAUAUAUAAUGCACAAUUACUAUGUGAAUUCUCAUCUAGGCCAGUGAAGAUGCCUUUUUAAUGUUUGUCUUGUUGGUGAAUGGCAGCACUUUUCACUGUCUUCAUUUUUGCACCUUAAUUUUCCCACAAUUACAGUAGUAAAGUUCAGAGACAUGGCUUGACAUGGGAAUGAAAGGGAUAUUAUGCCCUGUUCUGGCCAUGUUUGUAGAUGGAGUUGGUGACACCUGUGCUAGAGUGACCCUGCUUACAGUUUCACAUCUAUGUGUAGGGCUCUAGGUCCUCUGCUGUUGAGCAGGACAAGAAAAGCAACCUUGCUUUUUAAGACAGGGAUAAAUAGGGUUACUGAUUCCCUUCUCCCCUCAUCAGGAAUAUGUUCAGAUUAUUUUAGGGAUUACAAAAUAAACCACAAACCUGGGACUGUUUUCCUUUGUGAUGUGGAAACUGCCUUUCAUUGUAAUGAUCAAUAAAUCUUGUAACAAAUCACAUGUCUAAAAAUAAUUUGAACUUCCAAAAUAAAGGUUGCUUCUGUCUUUUCAGUUUGAGCUUUAGAAAUUAAAAUUUUUUUC